AGCGGGGGUGCGUUUCGUUUCAAUGUUAACUGGAAGUAACGUUAACGGGGCCGUUUUAAAGAUGCUCACUGGCUACACACGGUUGUAUUAAAGCACGCAAACGAUGCGACGCGUUUUCAUAUUAAAAUACCACGAGCGUGUUGUUUUGGGUUGUUAAUAUGAACGCGCCAUAGUGGUUACCAAUGGAGACCGGAGACGCCUAAUCAGAUUUAGCUAGGUUAGCUACAUUAGCUAGCUAAGUUAGCUACUCUCACACUUUACGCUAAGCUAACGUUAGCUGGAGAGAUUUAAAAAAAUGGCUGCAAAGAAGGGCAAACCAUCCAAAAGUUCACUGAGAGAAGAAGCUUUGCUUGACAGCUUAUUUGAUGAUACAAAACUCCCAGGAAGGGGAAAAGCAACUCGCAGUGGACCUUUAACUCGCACUUCUGCCACUGAUAACAUCUUCAGUAUGCUCUCAGAUGAGGUGAAGAGGGACGGGGACACUGAGGACUCUGAUGUCUCGGCAGCAGACCCCAGUGACAUCCUGAAGAACAUGAAGGACAUGGAUGAUAUGGAUGCUGACCUUUUUGCAUCAAAGAAAAAGCCCAGAUCAGCUCCUGCACAAACGAAGCCAUCUGGUAAUGAAGGGCCAAAGAAAGACUCCUCCACCUUGGAAAGGAAAGUAAAACCAGAGGGAGCAGAUGAACCCACCGCAGCAGGGAGGAAGCCAAACUCUGCCCCCGCGUCUACAGCGCAUAACUACAAGAAGUUCACCUUCUCUGAGAGUGGUGACGAUGAUGAAGGUCUUGGUCAGAAACCUUACACUACAGAUCUGGACGACCCUCUGGCGGAUCUACUUGAUGACUUGCUUCCAGAUGAAACGAAGCCCAAACCUAAACCCAGAGUACAGCCGGCCAAGCCGGAAAAAUCUGCUCCGUCUCCUUUAGCAUCUCCCAUCCUAAAGACUGAAACAUCAGCAAAAAAACAGAGCGGUCUCACAUUUGAUGAGGAUAAGGAUGACCUAAUGGACGCGCUGGGAUUUGACAGCGAUAAAAACAAACCCAAGAAAAAAGAGACUGCGCUUUGGUCCAACACGGAAAGGAGUGAGACCCCUCAGAGACCUCGUACCAAACUCGAUGAGAUUCUGGAGAGUUUGACUUCCCCUCGACUUCUGGAGCGACCUCCGACAGGCGAGAGGAAGGACCCGCCUCCGUCUCAGGAGAAGCAGCAACACGAGAGGACCUCCAGCGGGAGAGAAGAUGACCUCACAUUUGGUUCGUAUCAGCCCACCCUGGGAUCCACGCCUGAGGGGCGCCAGUCCCGCAGACAGUCCGUCAGGUUUUCUACAGAGGACGUCAGUCCCUCGACCCCGGAGAAGAAACCAAAACCUGUCACCCCCACUCGACAAUGCAGCUCGGCCGACUGGCUGGGCCUCAAGACAAACGACGACCGCACCUUCCUGGUGGGGGAUGCUGAAGAGGCCAAAACCUUCACAGAGUCUCCAAAGGCUCCUUCCUCUCCCUCAUUAGAGAGAAGACCCUCCCUGACUGGUAGUCAUGCCACGUCCACGGCAGCCAUAACCGAUAUUAUCCCCAAACAAGCCAAGCCAGAGGUCUCUAAAGGCCGAAGGAGAGAGGAAGAGGAGGAGGAGGAGGAGGAGGAGGAUGACUGGUUAGCAGGAGCGCUGAGCAGGAAGAAGGCUCUGUCAACGUCGACCUCUGAGGCAAAAACAUCCAAGCAGACAGACCCUUCAGGCCUGGGAGAAGAAAUGGAUCUGGAGUCGACUGUUAGUAAACAAGCUCCCAGAGGCCGAGAGGACACUCUUACAUCUGUCAAGGAAACUAGCAGCACUUUUCUCGGACAGCCCAGCCCCACCGCUCACUCCACUCCCGUCAGAGAGAAGACCAAGCGAGAUUGUCCUCCUCUUACUGGUCCUUUGCCGGUCUCUGCUGCUAGCGUUAGCCACACCCAACCCCAGCCACAGCCCCAACUCCACCACCCACCAUCCGAUAGGGGACCCAGGGUGCUAAGAGGGCCCAGUCAGGCUUCGGAUGAAACCCUGCAACAGCCUCUGUUGUGGUCUGUUCAGCAGCCAAACCAAAAUACAUCAACUGCUGUCCAACAACAGGUGGCGCUUUCAGCGGACGGUCUGCAGCAGCUGCUUCUACAGCAGCAGAUGAUGCACUCUCAGUUGCUGGGUCUAGGGAGAGUCGUGGAUCCAGUGGUCCUGCAGAGACUCAAAGAGAGAGAGCAGCACCCUGGAGAUUAUCAAGCGUUACAGGCUCGCGUCAUCGAACUGGAGGGACAGGUGAAGACUCUGCAGCUGGAGCGAGAGCAAAGCCAGAUGUUGCUAGAGAGUGUCCAGCAUCGGCAUAAACAGGACAUGGAACUGAUGGAGAACGCACACAAAGGUCGCGUGAAGCUGCUCGAGGACUCGGCGGCCCAGAGGGAGACGCAGGCACGGAAGGAGUGUGAAGACCUAAUGGAGCGUCUCUCUGCAGUAACGCGAUCAGCAGAGCAGGAACGCUCAGAGCUGCAGGCUCAGUACCAGCGCAAAGUGGCACAGGCCCAGCAAGACAGAGACCGUGAGGUGGAGAGACUCAGAGACCUCCAGAGGAAGUCUAUCUUGGAGAUGAAGAAAGACCACGAGGACCAGGUCAGGAGGCUGAAGAAAUUAAAGGACGAGGAGAUUGAUGCAGUUACAAGCGCAACGUCUCAGACGAGGUCUCUUACGGUGGUGAUUGAGCAGAUGGAGCAGUUCUCCUCUCGGCUCGGGGAUCUUUCUUCUCGGGUGGAGAGCACACAUGAACACACGGCUCACGGCCUGGAGCAAGGAGCACGGCACAGAGACGAGCAGCUUCGAAUGACGCAGGACCGUCUGGCCCAGCAGCAGAAAGCCAUGGUGGAGGAGAGAGCUUACCUCAAGGAAAUCAUUUCCAGGAUGGACACUCAGCUCAAUGAGCAGCAGAGACAGCUUGAGAAGGAGCGCUGGAAGAUGACAGCAGAGCAGGCCAAGGCUGAGUCGACCCAAAGAGGCCUGGAGGGAGAGCGACAUGCCCUCAGUUUGCAGAUCAACAUGGAAAGAGAGGAGCUGGAGAGAGCCAAGAGUGCACUGCUGGAGGAGCAGAAGUCGGUGAUGCAGCAUUGUGCGGAGGAGAGGAGGAAGCUGGCCGCCGACUGGGCCCACUUUCACAGCCUGGAGAAGCAGAGGCAUGAGAGGGCUGAGCGGGAGGUCAGCAGUCUCUUGGAGAAGAGAGAGGGCUCCAUCAUCAGUCUGGCACAGGAACAAGCUGACUUAAAGCUCCUCACUGCAGAGCUGAAACAAAAGGAGAUGGCUGUGGCACAAGAGAGAGAGACUCUGGAACGACUGAGAGAAGAACUGGACAGAGAGAAAGAGAGAAUAAGCAGCACGGCCUUGAGACUCAAGACACGAGCCCACGAGGUGGAGGCCUUUAGCGAGCUCGCUGCAGAGAAGUAUGAGGAGGGAGAACGAGCGCUGCAGGAGGCGAAGCGUGUGGAGGCGGGGCACGAGGCAAGGCUUCGAAAUAUCCACACACAGACGGAGCGGCUGAGGCAGCAAGAACAACGAAUUCUUCAGGAGCGAAUGAGGUUGAGUCAUCUGCAGAAGGACACAGAGAGGCGGAGACAAAACGCUCCAAUCACCUCGUUACCUCAGAUGAUUCCAACCACCAUACCAGAUGCAGGUUCUGUGUUGCCAAAUCCUGAGCUGACAGCGACCCUGAACAUUCCCCCUCCGGCCUCGUUAGCCAGCUCUCAGUCCAUGGCUCUCCAGGCGAGUCUGGCUCUGUGGAGGUACACUGCAGAGAAGGACCGUGAAUAUCUCCAGGAGGAGCAGAUCUUCUUGGAGAAUUUGAAGAAGAAAUCAUACAGAUCAUCUUUUAACACAGAUUGACCAACACGUGCUGGUGUUCGCACUAUUGUUUUGUAUAAUAUGCAAGAAUAGAAUUCACACUUUUUUUUACUUGCAAUGAACUUUAUUUAGAAAUACAUUUGUCAUCGACCAUCCAUCAGGUGAAGCAAACAGAACAUUCAGAAUACUUCAAACGUGCCAUCGGUUUCUGAAUGUGUUGUACACUUUCAAUAAACAUUUUCAUUAAA
Molecule: messenger RNA, 4098 nt
Organism: Anarrhichthys ocellatus (wolf-eel)
Lineage: Eukaryota; Metazoa; Chordata; Actinopteri; Perciformes; Anarhichadidae
Gene: fbf1
Product: Fas binding factor 1
Exons: 32
Coding region: 296-3892 (1198 amino acids)
Biological process (GO): cilium assembly; establishment of epithelial cell polarity
Cellular component (GO): centriole; ciliary transition fiber; ciliary basal body
Source: RefSeq, a predicted model, not a curated record